Messenger RNA from Penicillium cataractarum, 1779 nucleotides. RefSeq lists its product as uncharacterized. The transcript has 4 exons. The record is from RefSeq and is a predicted model, not a curated record. Lineage: Eukaryota; Fungi; Ascomycota; Eurotiomycetes; Eurotiales; Aspergillaceae. Bases 1 to 1779 code for a protein of 592 amino acids.
AUGUCGGGUCAUUAUUACCCACAAGGUCAACCUCCGUACGGCGGCUCACCUGCUCAAAACUACCAGCCUUACAACGCUCCCUCGCCGGCGCCUUACUCGAGGGCCCCUCCGCAACAGCAACCGCCUUACCCCGCACAGCAACAGCAACAGCAACAAGGCUACUCGCGACCUCCACCGCCGCCACCCCAAGGUCAGCCCUAUGGAUCUUCGGGAUCGGCGUACCCUGGACAGCAACCGCCUUACCCUGGUCAACAAUCACAAUCACCUUACCCUGGUCAACAGUCGCAGUCGCCCUACCCAGGACAGCAACCACCUUACCCUGGACAACAAUCUCAAUCGCCGUAUCCUGGACAACAGCCACCUUAUCCUGGACAGCAGCAGCAGCAGCCUUCCUAUAACCAGGCACCUUAUCCUCCUCAGGGUGGCCCCGGUGGUGCUCCUCAAGGUGCGCCGUACGGCGGCCAGGGACGCCCUGGUCCCUCGCCCGGACCUCAGGGUGGACAGCAAUAUGGCGCGCCCGCUGGUCAGUAUGGAGCUCCCGGCGGCGCCCCUGGACCUCAGGGUGGACCCGCGACACCACAGCAGAUCGAUGCCUAUCGUCGUCUGUUAGAGGAUACUAUCCGAGAGAAGCAGCUGCAGAGAUUCUAUCCUCAGGGAUCCAAGGCCCUGGAUGGUCUCGUUCAAUUCCUCGGCAAUGAAGCCCCCGGCCGGCUGCAGCGCAUCGUGCAUGAGCUGAAUGUGCCGAUGGAAGUGGCCACUGAUCUGAUGAAGCUCGCACUGUUCGAUAUCAUUCUCUACGUGGAUGACAGCGGAUCCAUCGAAUUCGAAGAGAAGGGUCUUCGCAAGGAUCAGCUGCGACAGAUUCUGAGUAUCGUGGCGACCGUGGCCUCGACUUUCGACCAGGACGGUAUUGAGGUGCGCUUCAUGAACUCCAUGGAGGAAGGUCACGGAAUCCGGAGCCCCGAUGAUGUGGAGCGUCUCGUCUCUCGUGUCCGCUUCUCCGGCCUGACUCCUCUGGGCACCAGUUUGCGCCAGAAGGUCGUGGACCCCUUGGUCGUCGGCCCCGUUCGUUCCGGUCGUCUCCAGAAGCCCGUGCUCAUCAUCACUAUUACUGAUGGCCAGCCCGCGGGUGAGGCGCACAGCACCGUUCGUGAUACUAUCAGCUACGCUGUCCGCGAGGUUCAGCGGGCUCAGUACAGCACCGGUACCGUCAGCUUCCAGUUCUCGCAGGUCGGUAACGACACUCGUGCGCGGGAGUUUUUGGCGGACCUUGACGAAGACCCGGAGAUUGGACAGUUGAUUGACUGCACAUCGAACCUUGAGGUUGAGCAGGAUGAGAUGUCCCGAGCUAACCCACCCGUGCACUUGACUCGUGAGCUCUGGUGUGCCAAACUUAUGCUGGGUGCUAUCGACAGCUCCUACGACACCAAGGACGAGAAAGCUGAGAGGCGCAACAACCCCGGUGGCCCUCCUCAGGGACCUCCCCAGGGCUCGUAUGGCGGAGGUGGCUAUGGCCAGGCACCUCCUCCCCAGGGUGGCUACAAUGCUCCCCCCUCGGGCUAUGCUCCCAACUCGUAUAACCAGCAGCCCGGUUAUCCCCCACAACAGCAGCAGCAGCAACAGCAACAGCAACAGCCUCCCUACCCAGGUGCCAACCGAGGCAACCCUGGUGGAUAUGGCCAGCCCCCGCAAUAUGGAUACGGUGCUCCCCCACCCGGUGGACCAGGAGGUUAUCCCCCCGCAGGAGGUUAUGGACAGCAGCCACCCCGUCGGUACUAG